AUGAAGGAGAAGCCUGGGACGCGAAGGAAUUCAGUUGUUGAUGCCAAAAUUGAAAGUAUCCUUGAAAGCAACGGAUACUUUGAAGGCAAUACAAGGACCUGGGUCUCGCACAGGAGGGCUGAUGGUGUAAGCCUCAUUGUGCCUUUUGUCAACGACAAAAUGGCACGUGAGGGGAACUGCGUCGUCAAGAACUCUCAGCUUCCCAUUCGACUUGUUUUCCGACCUCCUCCUACACUGAUGGAUCUCCUAACAUCGUCCCGGAUCUACGAAAAACGGUGUCGCGAACAGUCGUGUCGACACUGCACUUCUGAGAAGAUCUGUGGACUUCACUUCACCGUCUACUUGAUUCAAUGUAGGGGAUAUGGAGAAAAGUACGUGGGGGAGACCGCGAGAUCACUGAAGAUCCGUUUGGAUGAACAUAGAAGAGCGUUGGUCAAUCCCGCUGCCUAUCACACACCAGUUUUUCAAGGCACCGUACCCUCAGGCAUGAGGAAGAAAGCGCUCCAUCCUUUGAUGUGA
Messenger RNA from Haemonchus placei, 519 nucleotides. Lineage: Eukaryota; Metazoa; Nematoda; Chromadorea; Rhabditida; Trichostrongylidae. The record is from the annotation of a GenBank genome assembly.